GCAGAGUUCACGCGCAUUGUCAGUACGAUGGGAGUCCAGUGAUGGCGGACCCACGGCGAAUCCUGCGACUCUUGGUCGUUUUAUCGGGGUUAAACGGAGCGUGUGACGCUUUGUUUUGUAACUGCACCUCACCACACUGUGAGAAGGAUGGCCUCAAGUGUGAGACAAACGGGGCAUGUGUGGCCUCCACAUCUAUCAUUGAUGGAGAGGAGCAGCAUGUGCGAGACUGCAUCCAGAAAGAUAAGCUAAUUCCACCAGGCCAGCCGUUCUACUGCCUCAGUGCUGAAGGACUGAUGAACACACACUGCUGUUAUACAGAUUACUGCAACAGCAUUGUCCUCAGAAUACCAACCGUGAUGAACCGUUCAGAUGCAGGCCGGGACUGGGAUCCGUUGGAGCUCACAGCUGUGGUGGCAGGUCCAGUGUUUGUGCUGUGUGUUCUGGUUCUGCUGGGGCUCUUUCUCUUCCAGCACCACCAGCGGGCCUACGGUCAUCGGCAGAGGCUGGAGUUGGAGGAUCCCAGCACUGAACACAUGUUCCUGGCCAAGGACAAGACUUUACAGGACCUCAUCUAUGACCUCUCCACAUCAGGAUCUGGGUCCGGUCUGCCACUAUUUGUCCAGAGAACAGUGGCACGUACUAUAGUACUGCAGGAGAUCAUUGGUAAAGGUCGGUUUGGUGAGGUGUGGAGGGGGAAGUGGAGAGGAGGAGAUGUCGCGGUGAAGAUCUUCUCGUCUCGUGAGGAACGCUCCUGGUUUCGUGAAGCUGAAAUCUACCAAACCAUCAUGCUUCGACAUGAGAACAUUCUGGGCUUCAUUGCAGCAGACAACAAAGAUAAUGGCACAUGGACUCAGUUGUGGCUGGUUUCAGACUAUCAUGAGAACGGUUCUCUGUUUGACUAUCUAAACCGAUAUUCAGUCAGCAUAGAGGGCAUGAUUAAACUGGCGCUGUCGGCUGCCAGUGGACUGGCCCACCUGCAUAUGGAGAUUCUGGGCACUCAGGGAAAGCCUGGCAUCGCUCACCGCGACUUGAAAUCCAAAAAUAUCCUGGUGAAGAAAAACUGUAUGUGUGCCAUCGCUGAUCUCGGCCUGGCGGUUCGUCACGAGUCUGUCACAGACACCAUCGACAUCGCACCCAACCAACGCGUUGGCACUAAGAGGUAUAUGGCACCUGAGGUUCUGGAAGAGAGCAUAAACAUGCGUCACUUUGAUUCGUUUAAAUGCGCUGAUAUCUACGCCCUGGGACUCGUGUACUGGGAGAUCGCUCGCCGCUGCAGUGCUGGAGGUAUUCAUGAAGAGUACCAGCUGCCCUACUAUGACCUGGUGCCCUCCGACCCUUCUAUCGAGGAAAUGAGGAAGGUGGUGUGUGACCAGAGGUUACGGCCCAACCUCCCCAACUGGUGGCAGAGCUAUGAGGCAUUGCGCGUGAUGGGGAAGAUCAUGCGAGAGUGUUGGUAUGCCAACGGCGUGGCCCGACUGACGGCUCUCCGUAUCAAAAAAACCCUGUCUCAACUCAGCGUGGACGAAGACGUCAAAAUCUAAAUGAAAGCGCUAGCUUCUGCGAUACUGACUGUAACACUCCUAGGAAAGCAAAAGUGUACAGAAACCUCCACUCGAAACUAUCCUGCCAGUUUAAAAGUAUUUCCGUCCACUAAGUUGUGACGGAGCCUACCUCACCCCCCACCACCAAAACUACUGAAUCCAACAGUACCCAAAAGCCCUUUCUGCAAGCGUCACCGCUUUCUCUUUAUAUUUCAGUCUUUAUCCUCUGAAAUGACCUCAGACUGCAGGCGCAAAUAACGACCCACAACGAGCACUACUGACCCAGCUAAUAUCUGAAACCUUUCUCGAUUCUUUUUCUGUUUUUUUACUUCAGAUUUCUCUUCAAAUUCCCAAAGAACAUUGUUUAAACCAGGAACGCUAGUAUUGAUAGUAAUUAGUAGUAACCUUUUAACUUCUAACCAACCGCUUGCUGAAGGCACACAGCAAAAAAACUAAUUUAGGUAUUUUUUGGUUUUGUUUUCCAGUAAAAUAUCUAAACAUCCUUAAAACAAGAUGAACGCUUUUUGGCCAAUGGAGUAAAAAAAAAACUCAACGUGUUUUAAGGAAGUUUAAAUAUUUUUACUUUGAAAAGCAGAAAAGAAUACAGGUUCAUUUUUCUAUGAUAUGAACAUUUGUGGGUUUGAUGCGUUUUUGGUCUUAGCUCUGUUAAAGGCUAGCAGACUACCUUGGUGAAGUAGUUUAGGCUUAAAUACAGGUCUGUAAACUAGUUGUGAAACCAGAUGCAGAUGAAACACUCCAGUUUGAUGUAGGACAUCACAAACAGAAUGGGUUGAUAAACUGCUUGAAUUGGUGCAAGAAUGGCUGACGGGUCGGAAGAUGACUGAGGCACGAUCACUUAUUUCCAUUUGUUAGCCGGUGUUUUUGAACCAUGUAAAAGCUGUUAGCAAAAUAACCUUAUUUGCACUUUAUUAUGGUGGUUUUGUGAGCAUGAAGUGGAUUAUAGCCAUCUUGGUUUUGGAAUCACACACUAGCACAGACUUCUAUUCUUACUACUGAUUGGUACGGAGAUAUCUAUUUAUUUUAGCUUGUAGAUCCUUCAUAUUGUCCUUAUUUUUUUAUUGCCAUUUGAAUCUCCUCUACUCCUUGGGCAACAAAGCUACUGUAUAUAGUAUAUUUUUUAAAGUAUGGAAAUGUAAAUAGCUUACCCUUUUUUAAUUUCAGAAUCCUUUAAGUAAGCUAAUUUAAAGUGUUGGGUUCUUCACUUGAUAAUAUUUUUACUUUCUGAUCGUUUGGCAGUCAGGUAUUGUGACAGGAACUUGUAGGGGUCACAGGUUUGGUCCGCAACACCCUGGCAAAAUUGGUUAUUUCUUUAUUUUGACACGGUUUGUUUUCUUCAGCUAAUAGUGUGUUGCUGUUCACUGUAGCAUUAAAUAACUCUAAAAAUGAUUUGACGUUGAUGACGCACGUGUCAGCUGAGGAAUAUUGGGAAUGUUUUGGAUGGCAUGCACUGAAGUUGAAACUUUAACAUCACGUUAAAGGGAUCGUUCACCCAAAAAUAAACAAUUCUGUCAUUUAUUUACGCUCAAAUCUUGUCAAACCUGUAUGACUGACUUUCUUCAGUGGAGCAUGAAAGAUGUUUAGUAGAAUGUCCACGCUGCUGUUUUCCAUACGAACGGAAGCAGCUCUUGAAAUGACAAACGCACUAUCAAUUAAAGUCAUAUAAGGGCUUUUGAGUGACGAACAGGCCAAAAUUUAAGUCGUUAUUCACUAAUAAUCUUCCCAUUUACAGUAGCUCUCAAAUUUAUUUCACAAUUGAAAUCUGUCGUGAUCAGUUACGCAAUACCGCUGACAUUUAUAUGUCAAACCUGGCGUUAGACUUUGACGUUCCAAGUGUGAAUGUGCGCCAAUGAGAAUGAGACUUGAUAACUGGCAGAAGCUCAAUCGACAGCAUUUGUAGAUUGUACACAUAAUGUAGAAUACUACAGAAUAUUCGACUCAACCCUCCUUUUCUUUAAAAAUGGCUCAAAUCUGGGUUGCAGAGAGACACUUACAAUGGAAGUGAAUGGACAUUAAAAUACUCACUGUUUUAAAAGUAUAGCAGCAACAAGACGUAAACAAUAUAUGUGUUAACAUGAUUAUAGUGUGAUCAAAUUGCUUACUAGCCUUAUGUUUUCUGUGUGAAGUUGUAUUCCUAAAACGACCGUAGAAACGAUGAUUUAAAGAAGCUGUAAGUGAUUUUUUUCCAUGGACAGGUAUGCAAAAUUGUGCAUUAAAUUAGUGUUGUGAGAUACCUCACUGGUCUCUGUGACGGAUCUAGACUCUGUAAAUGGCAAACAAAAAUGUGUCCGCGGGUCACAGACAAUGCCGCUUUCUGGCUGUCAAUCAUUUUGCGUGUUCUCAUAGUAUUUUUGUUGCAGCGAAUGACAUUUUUAUGCCCUGUUGCUCAUAACUGUUGCCAGUUGAGGGCACUAUAACCGUUUCUGCUCAUGUCAGUCUCGAUUAAAGCUCAUUUGGUAUCUUUGGAGUGCAGGUUUUGGAGAAAAAGGGGCGUGGCUAAUCCAACGUGUCUCAUCUAGUGGAAAUUCUAGAAUGGCUAAAAUCGCUUGCAGCACCUUUAAACCAACAUUACAGCUCAAAUAAUACACACGUUUUAACAGAAGAAUUAAUGUAAGUGCUUUUAUAAAAUGACAAGCUUCACAUUUCUGCCUUUAAACCCUCCAAAAAAAUGUAAGUGACUCACUGUAACUCCCAUUUUUGCUUUUUGAAUGAAAAGGAAGGACAAGUUUUUUCAGGUAAUCAACAUUAUGCAAAAAAAAAAAAAAAGCUUUUGAUUGAGCUUAUCAUGUAUGGAAUCUGGAACAUUCCUGUAAUGACUUGUUGGACUGUUCCUCGCACAGAGCCAUCAUAUGGCUUCUGAGGACUUGAAAUAUAGUGCACAAGUCAAGGUUUUUUUAUGGUGCUUUUUGUCAUUUUUGGGUUUGUUCUGUGGAACACAGAAUGAGAUCAUAAGUCAUAUGGGUUUGGAACAACACAAGGGUGAGUAAAUUAUGACCAUGAUCUCUUAAGGCACAAUAUCUCUUGAUUCUAAAGGAAAUAUAUGUUGACUUGAAAAGUUUGCUGUUAAAAAAAUGCACCUUUUUAUAUCUUGUACACUGUAUUUAUGACAGCCGACCUUUGAUGGAUAUUCAUUUAGUCUCACAUAUUCAAUGUAUACUACUGCCCUUCUUUAACUCCCUGUGUCCGUAUGGAAUAUGCAAGAUGUAAAUAUAGUUUCUAUUAUGUAUUUUCUUUUUGUUUAAUAGACAACUCUGUGGGUGUGGCUAGCUAUAUUUCGUCAUCUGUUUUGUUUUUCAGUGUGACUCAAUGAUAUUUUAAUUCAGGUUUAUGUGUAUAGCGCUUUUAACAGUAGAAAUGGUCUUGAAGCAGCUGUACAGGGUUUAUAGUCAUUUGAUUUAAGAUCACAGUCUCUUAAGAAUGUUUUUCAGGACUGAUGUCUCAUUUGUCUGAGGUUUGGAGUGUAUUGACAAUCUAAAUAGCAAGUUCUCGGUUACUCUGCAUAUUGCGACAAUUCACAUGUGCGUUCUUGGAAAGCCAAAAAUGAUUGGAUAUAUUUAGAAGUAGCUGUUUGAUGUCUCUGUUUCUUAGAUGUUUAUUUUUACUUGAAUCCAAAAAGGAAACCUACGUCAGCAUGUUUUCUUUAUUUGAAACACUGGAUUUUUUUAUUUUUUUAAAGGGAUAGUUCACCCCAAAAUGAACAUUCUGUCAUUAUUAACUCACCCUCAUGUUGUUCCAAACCCUUUCUUUCUUCUGUGGCAGAAUGUUGGCCUGAGUCACCAUUUCACUGCAUGGAAAAAAUAUGCAAAGAAAGUGAAUGGUGACUGAGAUUAUUCUCCUUAAUAUCUGCUUUUGUGCUCCACGGAAGAAACAAAGUCAUUUGGGUUUGAAACUAUAUGAGACGGAGUAAAUUCGAUGUUUGUAUUUUGGGGUUAGCGACCCCUUGAAGUUUUAACACUACUGAAAAAGAUAAGAGUACACUAACAUGCUGCUAAUAGUGAAAUCUUCUGUCUGUAGAGUACAUAAACAUUUAAAUCGGGGGAAAAAGAGAAGAUUUUACCAGUAUGUGUUGAUGCUGUUAAACGAGUGCUUUUUCAUUCAUUUUCAACUUUUUUCUAAUUCAGAGUGUGUACAUAUAUUUAUAGCUUCAUGGAAAAACGGUCGUCUGCUUGGCUGGAUUUAGGGUGACUAGAUGACACGAUCCGUUUCCCAUAGCGGGGAACCCCAGCUGGAUAUCUGUUGACAAUACGAUUAUGGCCGUGCAAAUCCUCACUGUCUUGAAUUAUCACAAGUAAAAGUUUCCUCUAUCUUCUGUAACCUUUGACCUCACAACCCACACAUAAUCUGAGUGUAAUUCCCAAAUCCAAAUGGAGAGACUUUUCAGGAAUUUCAGUUUUUCAAUCAUGUACAUGUUCAGUGGUAAUAAAAACAGAUUUUCCUACAAAUGACUCGUCUUCAUUUUGCACUUUAAACCAAAAGUUACAUCCUGACUUUAUUUUAAUGACAAUUUAGCACAUUUUACCCUCAGUUCUCAUUACUGCAACGA
Messenger RNA from Xyrauchen texanus (razorback sucker), 6102 nucleotides. Its product is annotated as activin receptor type-1B-like. Lineage: Eukaryota; Metazoa; Chordata; Actinopteri; Cypriniformes; Catostomidae. The record is from RefSeq and is a predicted model, not a curated record. Gene Ontology annotation, biological process: cellular response to growth factor stimulus; nervous system development; activin receptor signaling pathway. The transcript has 9 exons. The coding region runs from base 42 to 1541 and encodes 499 amino acids. Gene Ontology annotation, cellular component: activin receptor complex; plasma membrane. Gene Ontology annotation, molecular function: activin receptor activity, type I; ATP binding; activin binding.